AUGAUCGUCAGAAGUGGCCACUUAUCACGGCCGGGGAAGCCGCCUUCUGGCCAUGUCGACGAAGUUUGUCAGGGGUGGUCUUUGUGGUCACUUUGGCAUCAUUCAAUUCCUCGGCGUUGGAUCAAGAUGCUCGUUCUACUAGGCUUAGUAUGUCUCUUUUCGGUUGCUCUUAGCGUGAACCUCAAUCACAAUCUCGAGGCUCGUCUUGAGCAGGAGGCUGCGGUCGGUCAUUUCCCUCCUCCUCGCCAGACCAACCAACAUACCCAUGAUCCUACUAUUAUGCGCGUCGGUGAUACCUUCUACCUAUAUAAUGUCGGCGAACACAUCUUCAUUCACACUGCUCCUACCAUGGCUGGGCCAUGGAAGCACGUUGGAUCUGUGCUCGAUGCCAACGCGGUGAUCCCCAAGGGCGACCGUGCCGUGCCUUGGGCUCCUGAUGUCGUCUAUGUGGAUGGUACCUUCUACUGCUUCUACAGUGUGAGCAAGGCUGGAUGCCGUGACAGCGCCAUUGGUGUAGCGACAUCUGAUCACCCUGGGCCUGGUGGUUGGGUUGAUCAUGGCGCUGUCAUUCAAACAGGAACCGGCAAUGGAUCCGAAGUUUAUCCCUAUACCCAGUCCAAUGCCAUUGAUCCCAGUGUCAUGGUCACUCCGGAAGGAAAGCCCUACCUUACUUUCGGCAGCUAUUGGACUGGCAUUUACCAAGUUCCACUCGACAACACGCUUCUUUCUCCGAUGAGUACUACGGAACCCGAUGCGAAACACCUGGCUUGGGAACCGAAUGCUAUCAGCACUCCGGCUCGAAAGACCACUUCGGUCUGCGGUGACCCCACCGGACCCCAUGCCAUUGAAGGUGCAUUUAUUUCAUACCACGAUGGGUGGUACUACUUGUGGUACAGCCACGGAUACUGCUGCAACCUGAACAAAGACAAGCUACCACCCGCUGGCACCGAAUACAGCAUCCGUGUCGGACGCUCCCAAAAUGUCCGUGGUCCAUUCAUCGACAAGUCCGGUAAAGACCUGACGGAUGGCGGCGGCGAAAUCGUCUACGGCUCCAAUAGCGAGACCUAUGCCCCGGGCGGGCAAGGCGUGAUUCGAAUCGGUGACACCGACGUCCUCUACUACCACUAUCAAAACAAGACAAUCGGAGUUGCGUUCUCGGAUGCGUUCCUAGGUUUUAACCCUUUGAAGUACAUUAACGGAUGGCCCAUUGCGCUGGCCUAA
This is a messenger RNA of Penicillium atrosanguineum, 1221 nucleotides long. Its product is annotated as putative endo-arabinanase. Gene Ontology annotation, molecular function: arabinan endo-1,5-alpha-L-arabinosidase activity. The transcript has 4 exons. NCBI's taxonomy places the organism in Eukaryota, Fungi, Ascomycota, Eurotiomycetes, Eurotiales, Aspergillaceae. Bases 1 to 1221 code for a protein of 406 amino acids. The record is from RefSeq and is a predicted model, not a curated record. Gene Ontology annotation, biological process: carbohydrate metabolic process.